Paramecium pentaurelia is the source of this 954-nucleotide messenger RNA. The record is from the annotation of a GenBank genome assembly. Lineage: Eukaryota; Ciliophora; Oligohymenophorea; Peniculida; Parameciidae.
AUGUCAGAUAUUAUGAUAAAGAAUCGAGAUGAUGAUACAGACAAAUAACAUAUAAUAACUGAUGGACACGAAUUUGAUAAUUCAUCAGAUCAAAGAUUGCCAACUUUAAUGAAUCCUAAUUCUUAACCUUCCCCAAUUCUAUUCUGUGAAUUUACACCUACCAAUACUGAUUCAUUUUUAAAUACUCCAAUUCCCAAAGGCAAAACUCUAGAAUGUGAUGUGAAAAUUAUAAAAGGAUGGUUUGGUCGCCACUAACACUAUAAUUUCUAUCAUUCAAAUACAAAUAAACUUCUACUUUCAGUGAAAAAAUAAUAAUGUCCAGGAAGCAACAAAUUUUAAUUGAGUAAAUCAGAAAUGGAACUAGAUCUUGUUGGAACUUUAGAGUAAUUUUUAAAAUUCAUAUUUUAGAUCUAAUUUUAUUGGUACAGAAUUCAUUUUAUACUCAAAUGGACUUUCCUAUAAGAACUCAAAUGAUCUUAAAACUUUGAGAAGAGAAUUAGCAUUCAUUCAAUAUGAAUAUCAAAUAUUAAAAACUCGAAGUAAGUUAAAAUAUCUAUAUUAUAAGGAAAUCUCUUUAAAGCUUACAUUCCUUCUUUGAUAGAGGGUAAACCUUAAAAAAUUAUUCCUAGAGAUGAGAAUACAGGUUUAAAAAUAAAAGGGAAAUUUUUAAAUAAAAGAAAUGAUGAAUAUUUUGAAUUUCAAACACAAGAACCUAUUUGGAGUUCAAAAUAUUAAUAAUUUACACUCCCAUUUAAUUCAAGAGUAAACAGUGCUUCUGUCCAUAACUUCUUGCUUAAAUAAUUGGCAGAAGAUGGCAAUUUAAGCAAAGAUGUUGCAAUUUAGUUUGGAAGAUGCGAUAACUAAUUCUUAAACAUCGAUAUUGCUUAUCCAUUCUCUCCAUUAUAAGCAUUCUCGAUUAUAAUUAGUUAAUUGGAUAAUAAAUUAUUAGUGUGA